Cadophora gregata is the source of this 1384-nucleotide messenger RNA. RefSeq lists its product as uncharacterized. Gene Ontology annotation, molecular function: catalytic activity. The coding region runs from base 362 to 1384 and encodes 340 amino acids. The transcript has 6 exons. Lineage: Eukaryota; Fungi; Ascomycota; Leotiomycetes; Helotiales; Ploettnerulaceae. The record is from RefSeq and is a predicted model, not a curated record.
CGCAAUUUGAGCCUCUGGAAAGCAUGUAACUGAUAAUUCUAGUCUCUCAGGUACGUCCCCUCGCGCUCAAACCUAAACUCAAAUCAGCAUCUUCAUGUUCCCUUCGGCGUCCAUGACCGAGCCAGUCGGUAAGUGUUCACGAACACCAAAUCACAUAUAGAAUGAAAACUCCUUGGAGAUUUCGAAAUUCCCUUAAAGCAUUCAUCAUUUGUGAAAAGUCACCAAAGCUACGGCCUUUCUCCACGAUUUAUGCAAAAUCGCCCAACCUCAAGACCAGUGUUAGUCUUGUGAGCUCUGCUUCCAGCAUACAUUAGGAAAACAGCUACCUCGGCACUUCCUCCUAACCCCCAAAACAUCAAAUAUGGAAUGCUUGUACAAGCAGAUUCCUAAAACUGUAUUGAGAUGCAUUCCAAAUCGUCGAGGGUGUUCCCACCACCCUCGGCAAAUCUCGACAUCGCAAAGGCUACACGACUCCCAUGGAGCUUUACACGGCAUUAAAAUCCUAGACAUGUCUCGAGUUCUUGCGGGACCUUUGUGUACUCAGAUCCUAGCAGAUUAUGGUGCCGACGUCAUCAAAGUCGAGCAGCCAGGUCAAGGAGAUGAUACCCGAUACUGGCGAGUCGAUGGUGAAACAUCAACUUGGGGGCACGAGGAGAAGUUGUCGUAUUAUUUCGCAGCUGUGAACAGAAAUAAGCGAUCUUUCACCCUAGACGUUAAGCAAGAGGAGGGGAGGAAAGUUCUCCUGAAUCUAGCAAUGAAUUCGGAUGUUUUGGUUGAAAACUUUAUUCCAGGCAAGAUGGAGCAGUUCGGGCUGGGCUAUGACACUCUGGGGAAAUUGAAUCGUUCACUCAUAUAUGCUAGCAUCUCAGGUAUUAUCAUCCAGAAUUCUUUUGCUACGGAGCAGAAGGACCUUACUCAAAACGAGCAGGAUACGACAUCAUUGCCGGCCGCCGCAGAAGCAGGUCUCCUCCAUAUCACCGGCGAACACGAUGGACCACCUACUGAACCAGGCGUGGCUCUCACCGACAUCUCAACGGGGCUCUACACCCAUGGCGCUAUCCUUGCUGCUCUCCAAGCGCGACACCGUACAGGCAAGGGCCAGAAAAUCGACUGCUCACUGUUCGACACCCAACUUUUGCUCUUGACGAGCGUGGCGAAGGUGUGGCUGAAUAUGAAGAAAGAAGCCACUAGAUUUGGAACUGAACACCCUAGUAUCGUGCCUUUAAGAAUCUUGCUGGAUUGCUGGGAUGUGGAACUAUUGGCUGAAGACGAAAGGUUUGGGACGAAUGAUAAGAGGAAUGAGAAUCGGGCUGCCUUGAAGGUAAUCCUGGAUGAGUGUUUUGCGAGGAAGACGACAGAGAAGUGGUUAGAGGCACUGGAGUGA